Messenger RNA from Pteropus alecto (black flying fox), 1716 nucleotides. It is a transcript of the gene IDH2, whose product is annotated as isocitrate dehydrogenase (NADP(+)) 2, mitochondrial. The record is from RefSeq and is a predicted model, not a curated record. Bases 89 to 1441 code for a protein of 450 amino acids. The transcript has 11 exons. Gene Ontology annotation, cellular component: mitochondrion. Gene Ontology annotation, biological process: isocitrate metabolic process. Gene Ontology annotation, molecular function: isocitrate dehydrogenase (NADP+) activity; NAD binding; magnesium ion binding. NCBI's taxonomy places the organism in Eukaryota, Metazoa, Chordata, Mammalia, Chiroptera, Pteropodidae.
CUGGGCAGUCCGCCGGCAGGCAGCCGGGAGCAGCUGCUGGCGCUCGGCUCUCGCCCGCGCGGUUCGUUCGUUCGCUUGCCUGCUCGGGAUGGCUGGCUACCUGCGGGUCGUACGCUCGCUCGGCAGGGCCUCGGGCUCUGGGCCGGCCUGGGCGCCGGCAGCCCUGACAGGCCCCAACUUGCAGGACCAGCCGCGGCGCCACUAUGCCGACAAGAGGAUCAAGGUGGCCAAGCCGGUGGUGGAGAUGGACGGCGAUGAGAUGACCCGCAUUAUCUGGCAGUUCAUCAAGGAGAAGCUCAUCUUGCCCCACGUGGACGUCCAGCUCAAGUAUUUUGACCUGGGGCUCCCACACCGUGACAAGACUGAUGACCAGGUCACCAUUGACUCUGCAUUGGCCACCCAGAAAUACAGUGUAGCUGUGAAGUGUGCCACCAUCACCCCCGAUGAAGCCCGCGUGGAAGAGUUCAAGCUGAAGAAGAUGUGGAAGAGUCCUAAUGGGACCAUCCGGAACAUCCUCGGCGGGACCGUCUUCCGGGAGCCCAUCAUAUGCAAAAACAUCCCCCGCCUCGUUCCUGGCUGGACCAAGCCCAUCACCAUCGGCAGGCACGCCCACGGCGACCAGUACAAGGCCACAGACUUUGUGGCCGACCGGGCCGGCACGUUCAAGAUGGUUUUCACCCCGAAGGAUGGUAGCGGUGUGAAGGAGUGGGAGGUGUACAACUUCCCUGCCGGCGGCGUGGGCAUGGGCAUGUACAACACGGAUGAGUCCAUCUCGGGUUUUGCGCACAGCUGCUUCCAAUAUGCCAUCCAGAAGAAGUGGCCGCUGUACAUGAGCACCAAGAACACCAUUCUGAAAGCCUACGACGGCCGCUUCAAGGACAUCUUCCAGGAGAUCUUUGACAAGCAUUAUAAGACCGACUUUGACAAGAAUAAGAUCUGGUACGAGCACCGGCUCAUUGAUGACAUGGUGGCUCAGGUCCUCAAGUCUUCAGGUGGCUUUGUGUGGGCCUGCAAGAACUAUGACGGAGACGUGCAGUCGGACAUCCUGGCCCAGGGCUUUGGUUCCCUUGGCUUGAUGACGUCCGUGCUGGUCUGCCCAGAUGGGAAGACCAUCGAGGCUGAGGCUGCUCACGGGACGGUCACGCGCCAUUAUCGGGAGCACCAGAAGGGCCGGCCUACCAGCACCAACCCCAUUGCCAGCAUCUUUGCCUGGACGCGUGGCCUGGAGCACCGGGGGAAGCUGGACGGGAACCAGGACCUCGUCAGGUUUUCCCAGACCCUGGAGAAGGUGUGCGUUCAGACCGUGGAGAGCGGAGCCAUGACCAAGGACCUUGCGGGCUGCAUCCAUGGCCUCAGCAACGUGAAGCUGAAUGAGCACUUCCUGAACACCACGGACUUCCUGGACACCAUCAAGAACAACCUGGACAAGGCCCUGGGCUAGCAGGAGGGGCGGGGAGUGCUGCCCGGCUGCUGGAUGGACGCAGGUCCUCGCACAGGCGGCGGAGGGUGAGCCUCGCAGCCCUCAGGGGCCUUUCUAGGGGACAUUUUUUAUAAGCAAGAUGUUUUUAAAAGUAUCUCUGAGUUUCCCCUCACGGCAACGCGAGGCAGGAACAGUGUGUUUUACCUCAGUCAGUCAGUAUGUUUUGCAUACUGUAAUUUAUAUCGCUCUUGGAACACAUGGUGCCAUAUUUAGCUACUAAAAUCUCUUCACAAAAC